UGGACGUGGCGCGUGAAGGUGUGUAGGCGGGUAUAAAGGAUCAACUAUGUGCAUCCGUGUUCAGACCUGAAGCAGCGCUUUCCCUCUACAGCAGCAACUCGUCGUGGCCUCGAUGGCGUUCUCCACCGGCACUCUGGCACAGGGAGCCUUUGGGAAGGUGUACAAGCAGAAGUACAACGACACCUGGGCUGCAAUAAAGAAGGUUCCCCAACACCUCAUCAACGGGAAGGACCUGGAGAGAGAGUGUGAGGUGUACAAAAAGGCAAAACAUCCCAACAUAGUGAAGCUUCUGGGCAACAUAAAUCUCAAAGACGGGAAAUGGAUCAUUCCUCUGGAGUUCAUCUUCGGGGAGGACUUAGAGACCACCAUCUUCAAAGCAGCAAAAUCUAAAAUACAGCUGUCUCCAUCGAUCAAAGGCACCAUCAUCCUCGGCAUGUGUGAAGGGCUGCUUCACCUCCACUCCAGAGAUAUUGUCCAUCAAGACCUCAAGCCUGACAACAUCAUGGUGGAGCACGGUACAAACAGAGCCGUCAUCAUUGACCUUGGACUGGCAAAGUUCUUCAAAUUUGGCCUCAACUCUGCCAUGGACGGGGGGAACCCGGCCUACUCGGCCCCCGAGGUGCUGCGGAGGGGCACCCAGAGGGACCAGCGCUCAGACGUGUGGGCCAUGGGGAAGAUCAUUGCGGAGCUCUGCGCCCGCAUCCGACUUCAUACGCCCAGCGUCUGCCCCGCCAAGAUCAAGGAGGUCAUGGGGGAUCAGCCGUACUACAAUGCCGUGUGUAGGAUGGUGGACCCCAACCCGUCUCUGAGGGCUUCCGUUGGCGGGGUCAUGCACGAGAUUCGAAAGGCUGCAGGCGCAAGCGUGGCCACGAAUACGGAGGUUCAGAAGGACCAGCUCAAGCCACCUCAAGUUGAUGUCAAAAUCCCGUCCCCGGCGGACCAAGGUGCACCUCAAGAGAAAAGAGAUCUAUCGCCGAUGAACAGAGGAGCGCUACCAUUCAACAGAGACCCAUCACCUAUGAACAGAGGCCUGCCACCAUUUAACAGAGACCCAUCACCUAUGAACAGAGGUCUGCCACCAAUCAACAAAGACCCGUCACCUAUGAACAGAGGUCUGCCACCAUUCAACAGAGACCCAUCACCUAUGAACAGAGGUCUGCCACCAUUCAACAGAGACCCAUCACCUAUGAACAGAGGUCUGCCACCAUUCAACAGAGACCCAUCACCUAUGAACAGAGGUUUGCCACCAUUCAACAGAGACCCUUUACCUAUGAACAGAGGUCUGCCACCAUUCAACAGAGACCCAUCACCUAUGAACAGAGGUCUGCCACCAUUCAACAGAGACCCAUCACCUAUGAACAGAGGUCUGCCACCAUUCAACAGAGACCAAUCACCUAUGAACCGAGGUUUGCCACCAUUCAACAGAGACCCAUUACCUAUGAACAGAGGUUUGCCACAAUUUAAAAGAGACUUAUUACCUAUGAACCCAGGUCGGCCACUAUUUAACAGAGACCCCUCACCAAUGAACCCAGGUCGGCCACCAUUUAACAGAGACCCAAUACCACACACAAAUCCGAAAUGGGAACCUAACCCUCCCAGAAGGAGGUGGUGAUUUGCGACGGGAAGAUAGUUCAUGACUUUAACUUUAAUAACAAGUAGAUGCUCAGAAAGGAGGAUUGGUUUAAUAGUUAGUUUAGGGUCAACUAACAUCUGGAAUCUUCUCAAAAGAACAUGUGAAAUACAAAAAGAGCAAACUGAUAUUAAGUUACAGUGCGCAUCUUGGACAUUUUUCGGGCAUUGUGUUCAUCCAUGUUAGGAAUUUGAUUGAUGGCUUGUUUUAUUUCAUCUGGAGGCACAAACCUCAAUCUGUUUAGCAUCUGAAUGCACGGGACUGUGAACAUUGCUUUGUGUAUUUUUUCUUCAUAUUGUACAUAACAUGCUUCACCUCCUCAUAUAUUUGAUCAGUUGCUGCUCAGCGGGUGAGAAAUAUGCUGCACAUGGCGUCUUCUCCAUUUCUGCAUCAGUAAGUCUGAUUGAUACCGUGGUCUACUUAAAGUCAUGGACGCGCACUUAUCCCAGAUAUGUGCACCUGGAUCGACUUGGCUCCUCCUUCUCAGCGCGACUCGGCAAACGUGCAACCGAUUAAGCCGCGACGAGCAGGUCGCACCAAGUCAAGCGGCGCUUUAUCGCUUAGCCUCGAUUUCUUUAUUCUACUUUUGUGCAAUACCCCCCCCACCCGGUUUUCUCAAGUCUGCUGAGUACUAAUAAACCCCUACUGUGCUUAGCUUCUGUGAUUGGACGUAAUCAGGCCCAGAGGUAUGGCUGUGGUCAUGUCUAAUGAUCCAUUUUACCUCGGAAGUCAGGAAUCACAACUGGUAAUACAUUAAAUGUAUUAAGUGUGUAAAAUACGAUCAAUACGUGUCAAAAUAAAACUUGGUCCGAAGAUAUUGUUGCGUAAAAAUUAAUGGGGGAAAAAAUAAUUUUGACCGAAGGUACCAUUUUUAACGUACUUCACUACGUGACAACUCGCCGUUUGUAUACUAAUGACAAUGAUUUUAUUUCACAUUAUAAUAGCCAAUUCGUUAAAGAUGCCCCUUAAGGUUGUUUGCUCAUUUUUUUUUAAUUUAGUUUGUUUUUAUUAGUAAAAAAAUAAACUGAAUUCCAGAUUUACAAACAGAUCAGUCAUUAUUACAUAUAUUCAAAACUACUAAUGGGGCUCUGUUGCAUUCUGUUAAAAGAAAAAUACAAACAAAUACAUACCAUUAUUUUGCAGGACUGGUUAUUUUUUUAGGAAACAGCUUGUGACCCUUCUGUGUGUUAUGAAUUAAGAGUAGAAAGCGUUGAGAAUGGGCUCAGAAACCGUUCCUUAUAAAUUCUAGAACCUUUUAGAACUUUGACCAGCAGCAGACUAAUCAGUUCAAAUGAAUUACAAAUACCUUUGCUUGCACUUGGCUGUACGGCAUUGAACUUUGUUUGAAAGCACCAAACAACAACAAAAAACUUUUUGAAUAUUCAGUUUAUUAAUGAAAUUAAGGCCACUAUGGACUGUGCAGAAUUCAUAAAGAGAGCAGAAACAAGCCCUAAAGUCACACGGUACUUUGACUGCGGAGCAUGACCACACCAGAAACAAAUCAAAUAGAAGUAGCUAAAUAACAUUUUUUUUUUU
Messenger RNA from Pungitius pungitius (ninespine stickleback), 3166 nucleotides. RefSeq names its product serine/threonine-protein kinase DCLK1-like. Gene Ontology annotation, biological process: peptidyl-serine phosphorylation; regulation of autophagy. NCBI's taxonomy places the organism in Eukaryota, Metazoa, Chordata, Actinopteri, Perciformes, Gasterosteidae. Bases 113 to 1612 code for a protein of 499 amino acids. The record is from RefSeq and is a predicted model, not a curated record. Gene Ontology annotation, molecular function: ATP binding; protein serine/threonine kinase activity. Gene Ontology annotation, cellular component: cytoplasm. The transcript is spliced from 5 exons.